Acanthoscelides obtectus is the source of this 297-nucleotide messenger RNA. Lineage: Eukaryota; Metazoa; Arthropoda; Insecta; Coleoptera; Chrysomelidae. The record is from the annotation of a GenBank genome assembly.
AUGUAUCCGAAAAUCCCGACGAACAUCCCUUCAAUAUUCUUCCCCAUGCUGUUCGAUGCUACAAUAGCACUAGAAAUAAAACUACCAUACGAGCUCGUGUUUGGCCACACCUCUGGUCGUCCGCCCGAACACGUAUAUUUAUGCCGGCAGUACACGCUCGCCGAGGCUAUCCGAGAUGAGACGAGCGCGAGAGUGUACUUACUAUUCCCGCCUCGCCCUAGACCCUCUCGCCUCGCCCUCGGAGCGCUCGGUGUAGAAGCGGUCUCCCAGUGCGAGUCAAAGGAACCGAGAGCGUAA